Messenger RNA from Peronospora farinosa, 1668 nucleotides. The record is from the annotation of a GenBank genome assembly. Lineage: Eukaryota; Oomycota; Peronosporomycetes; Peronosporales; Peronosporaceae.
AUGCAGUGCAAUGUCUCUAGCGAGUCUUCCCGUAGCAGCAGCGAUGCGUCGCUUGCGCUCAUCUCACAGAAUCCACAAACAGCGCAAGGUUCAGGUGUUGAUAUGACUGACGAGCUCUUUGGUGCCUUCCUUGGAACUUCUAAUUCCGCUUCCGAUGGCUCGUAUCUGGACUUGUACUACUCGACACCUUCAGCACACACGCUUUCUUCAACAGGAAGCAAUGAUUUACCACCCCUUAGUGGGAUGAAGCGUGGCUACGAUCGAAUGACAGGAGAUAAGACGUCGUCCACGACGGCCGUGGCUACGUCCAUGCUGGCCAUGCGUUCCAAGUCACAGAAACUGGUGGUAAACACACGCACGACCGGCAAUUCCGUUCAUAUCGGUCAGAAACAUACAGUUCAGACAGGGCUCAAGAAGGUGCAGGAAGAUGACAAAAUGACGUCCACGUCUUUAAGUGCUAAGAAGACAAAAGUAUCUCGUGAACGCCAAUUAAAGAUAAAUGCGGCAUCACGACGAUGUCGUAAAAAGCAGAAAUUGGAGCUCCAGUUUCUCCGGACACAUGUGUUGGAGCUACAGACUGCACUUAAAGAUCAAGUGAACUACCUAAAACAAGGCCAACCAUUACAGCAACAGCGAGCUACAAGACUCUCGCAUUUUGUUGAAGACAGCAUACGGAAAGUAGAGAAAAUGAGCUCUAGAGCAAAACCUAGCCAGGCUGGGACGUCGGCUGCUUCACACGUGUCGUUCAGCUCGGACUUGCUCCCGUUCAAACCGGAAGACUACAGCGGAGAAGACACAGACAGGACACACAAUAACGAUGUCGUGAGUCACAUUGAGACGGACGAUGCUAAUAGCGUGCACGUUAUUGAUCCGUCGACAGGAUACUCGCUCAGUGACGAACGUAAGAAGGUACUGCUCAACAUUUCGUCUUUCGUACGUGUCAAUAUUAGCUUGGAAAGCAGUAGCUUUGCACCAGAAGUGAUCUCGUGUCUCCCAAUUGAAAUGGAUGGCUGGCUACUACGUCUCGCCAUUACAGAGAAAAGCUACACAAUUCACAACCAGAAGUUCUUUCCGUGCAAUAUGAAGGAUAUGUUUGAUUUCUGCUGGGAGACAAACGUGGCACAGAAAAUAUCGAUUAAACACGCUAGAAAGCACUACGUGGUGGUGACUCCUCUAGACAAGGAUGUCGCGCACGUGUAUACGAAGACUACCGGAAAAUGGUCGCUGAAUGUGCAUGGUGUUCCGAAUGUCAGCUACAACAGCAUUGUGUGUCGACGAUCCAUGCCAGACGAAGACCGAGCCAUAAUCUGCCAGCAAAGUGUGCUGGAAGAACGUGAUUUCCAGGACGAAAACACUUUACCGUGGCUCUUUAAGCGGUGGGUGGUUUUCCGACCACAAGUCCAAGAUGACGUUGAAGGCACCUUUGUGGAGGCAUACCGAACCGCCAGCUACGCGACUGGGCGGCUCAUUUACAAAGAGAACAAGACGUACGACAGUUUUUGCGAGCACCUGAUCCGGCGCUACGCCGAGUCAAACACGUUGUUGGAGGGCAUGAUGGCACGUGAUAAGCGGUUUGCGCACGCGUUCGAUGCUAGUGUACAUUCAGAAGCUGAGGCUGAAUCCACCAUGGUCUCCGACUGCGUGAUCAAGGAUCUGCUGCUUUUUUGA